AUGUCAUUUAGUGAAAAUAUGUCUCGUGAUACGUAUAGCCAACCUCAACAAGGAUAUGGGCAGCCACCUGCAGAAUAUGGAAAACCCCAACAGGGAUAUGGACAACCACCUGCAGGAUAUGGACAACCCCAACAAUACUAUGGAGAAGCACCUGCAUUGUAUGGACAACCCCAAGAAUACUAUGCACAACCUCCUGCAGGAUAUGGACAACCCCAAGAAUACUAUGCACAACCUCCUGCAGGAUAUGGACAACCCCAACAAUACUAUGCACAACCUCCUGCAGGAUAUGGGCAACCUCAACAAUACUAUGCACAACCUCCUGCAGGAUAUGGACAACCUCAACAGGGUUAUGGGCAACCUCAGCAGGGAAAUACUAUUCCUUCUACGAAUGCACCGGCGGUUCCUGCUCAAGCGUCAUAUUAUGAUUAUACUGCGCCAGCAAACUAUGGAGAGGUAGAACAUUGGGAAGGCACUAAUAAGUGGGCGACAAGCAUGUUUAUGGCUCCUUGUAAAGAACCUUGUUUUUGCAUAGCCGCAUGUUUUUGUCCUUGUUGCUGUACAUUUAUGCAACGAAAAAAACUGAUGCUUGACGAUUGGUCUCGUUACAUGUGUUGUGCUGGAAUGUGUGGAAAUCUCUCAUGUUGUGUUUGUAAGGGAGCUGAACCUUGUUGUUUAUGUUUGGAGUCCACUCUAUGUUUAGCAUGUGCUGUACACGGUAAUCGGUUCAUGAUACUUCAACACUACCAUCUUGAGAAUGAUUGUUGUGACGUUGCAAUCAUGUGUGCGGCAUGUAUCUUAGGUAUUGUGGCAGUGAUUCUGCAGAGUGACUCUGUGAAAUUAUUGGCUGACCUUUUGUAUUACAUCACUAUAGGAUGUAUGUUGGCUCAGCAUGAACAUCAAAUGAAAAAAUUUGGUUACCCAAGGGGGCAAAACAUGGUUUAA
This is a messenger RNA of Trypanosoma theileri, 942 nucleotides long. RefSeq lists its product as uncharacterized. The transcript has a single exon. The coding region runs from base 1 to 942 and encodes 313 amino acids. The record is from RefSeq and is a predicted model, not a curated record. Lineage: Eukaryota; Euglenozoa; Kinetoplastea; Trypanosomatida; Trypanosomatidae.